Messenger RNA from Medioppia subpectinata, 878 nucleotides. The record is from the annotation of a GenBank genome assembly. Lineage: Eukaryota; Metazoa; Arthropoda; Arachnida; Sarcoptiformes; Oppiidae.
AUGUCUGAAGAGUUUGAGCGAAGUCUGAGCGCUAUUUGCGAGACAUGUUUCCGGGCCUUACAGGAGGCCGAGUUCAAUGUGUGUCAAUUCGAGGCCCAGGAGUUGGCAUUUCAGGCGCAGCCCAUCGAAGGCCAGCUCAGCAAAUACACGAACGUGGUUAAGGGCUGGCAGUACCGGUGGUUUGUGCUCAACCCCACCCGAGGCACUCUCGAGUAUCACAUGUUAGAGGAGCGCAAGAAGUCACACCCGCGCGGGUGCGUGUAUUUGGCCGGUUGUGUGGUCUCGCCGUCGGAGGAGGACUCGCAGACGUUUGUGGUGUCGGCCGCGUGCGGCGAAGUGUACAAACUGAAAGCCGCCGACGCCAAACAGCGCCAGUAUUGGGUCAAUAAGUUGAGACAAGUGGCGCUCAAUCAGGAGAACCGUAUCGCCGCACAACACCCGCCCCUAAGCGCCGGCAUCACUGCCGGCGCCGUUACCACAGCCACGAGCGCGCAAAUGACCGCCAGUGGCGGCACUUCACCCGCUGUUAGCACUACUGGAGUGGCGCCGACUUUUAUGCGCGGCGGCGGCGGUGGCCGUCAGUUGAAUACCGCGUGUACGGCGUCGCUGGAAGCGGUGCGCGACCUACUGGUGCAGACGCAGAGGAAUCAGAGGGCGCUGGUGGACACCAUCGAGACGCACACCUGUUCCGACGCGGAACUGUUGCUAAUGAAGGCCACCAGCGCUUCCACACUCAUGUCGUUGGAACAGUGUUUCGCCAUUUUGCUCUCCAUCCAGAGCGCGAAGGUUUAGUCCCUAUCCGUCACAUUCACGCCCACCGAUGAGGUGUGGAGGUGUUGGGGCUGACCAUCGCUUUCACUACCGGUUGCCCCCAACAC